CAUGAAUAUUGAUUUGCUAAUUUUGUCUUAUAACAGAAGACUACACUUCUUACAUAAAAGAACCAACGGAAACGAGACCUUCACAAUAUGGGAUUUAUUAAGCUGUCCGCUGCACUCUGUGCAUGCCUAAUUGCACUAAUCGCUGUUGAGAACAAAGCAUGCAAAAAGUCAAUCGAUUUUCAUCGACAUCCGGGCAUCAAGCUUCAGGGUCACGUGAUUAAAAAGAUGACAGCAUCAGACUUGGUGAAUUGUGUGACUGAAUGCGGUAAAACAAAGGGAUGCCUAUCGAUUAAUUCUCACAACGCUGGCAACGUCAUACACUGUGAGCUUAACAAGUCCAACCGGUAUGGCAGGCAAGCAAACCUGGUUAAAACCAGUUUUGGUCAUGAGUAUUUGGAAAUGAUAUUCAACCCUGAUUGGUCCGAUGCUUGCUUUCAGAAAGAUGGUUGGUAUCGAAGCCAGUCUGCCGCGUAUAAGUUUGUUAACGAGAUUGUGGACGCUCUAGAAGCUCGGCAGCGCUGUCAAAAAAUGUCGGCAGACGCAGAUCUGGUGUCUUUUAUCGACAAAGAGGAGGAGCACAUUUUUGAUCAAUAUCUUAAAGGCGUCCGUCAGGGAUAUUAUUUUUGGAUUGGAUUCAACGACCGUGCAAAAGAAGGAACCUUUGUUUGGUUUGAUGGAACGAAAUCUAAUUACACAAACUGGAAAAAGGGAGAGCCAAACAAUAACAACGGGAGCGAGCAUUGCACAAUGAAAAGUCAAGGAAGCAAGAAAUGGAUUGACCAAAAAUGUUAUAUGCGAUAUCCAUUUGCAUGCAAAGUGUUAUGCUCUUAAAUGAUAUACUUAUUGACGACUUUCAAAAAUGGCGCGAUAUAUGUUACGGCCGCCGACCAGGGACUAAAACGAGGUCUCAAAGGACAGUCUUCGUAUAGUAAACGUCGAUGGUGUCUUGCAAGAGUGUUUUGUUAUAAAUAACAUACCAACACAUCUUUCAAGCUUUUGGACACUGCCUACAUACGAUCUUCGUUGACUUUUAGAAGGCCUUUCGGGUCUCGUGUUUCCAUGAUUCGUCACUAGUCCCCCGAUUUUGUUGGUCGUGAACUGCAGGUAUUUUUGAAAGUCGUGUAUGUCAUUGCGUUCAGUCAAAAAGAUUGCUAAAAACCACCAGACUACAAUAUCAACAUUCACUUGAUAUUUAAAUACUGUUAUUUCAGAAAACGUUCAAUACUGAAAACAGAAUUCAGAAACACACUAUGCAUGGGGAGUGCUAAAACUGCUAAAAAUUGAAUAAAAG
This is a messenger RNA of Exaiptasia diaphana, 1291 nucleotides long. RefSeq names its product C-type lectin mannose-binding isoform. The transcript has 5 exons. Lineage: Eukaryota; Metazoa; Cnidaria; Anthozoa; Actiniaria; Aiptasiidae. The record is from RefSeq and is a predicted model, not a curated record. The coding region runs from base 88 to 831 and encodes 247 amino acids. Gene Ontology annotation, molecular function: signaling receptor activity.